AUGUAUAUCAGCAUAUUAUUUUUUAUUAUUAUUAUAUUUUUUCCAUAUUUUGUAUAUUUAUGCAAUUAUAAUUUACUUGAAACUAGUGGUACUAUUAUAUUUUUAUCAUAUAGUAAUAAUAUUGAAUGUACAUGGACAUUUAAUUUAUCAACUAAAAAUUAUUUUCGUCAUCUUUUAUUAACAUUUCGUCAUUUUGAUACUGAAUAUGGACAUGAUGAAUUAUCUAUUGGCGAAACUAUACCUGAUGUAUCAAAAUAUAAUUCGAAAUUGUUUCGUUUUUCAGGUUCGAAAUUACCUAAUCCUUGUUUAAUUCCACUUCGUGGUGAUAUUUUAACAAGAUCUAUAUGGAUUCAAUUUAUUAGUGAUGAAACUACUACUGGUUCAGGUUUUAUUAUUGAUUAUAUAUUUCUAGUCAAUCAAUCCACAACUGCAAUAUUAAAAUCUCAGGAACUACUUAUCGAUGCUGAAAUUCGUCAUCCAUUAGAAUAUAAAUCUCAAAAUUCUCAUUUAACUUAUACAUAUCCAUAUGGAACUAUUUCAAGUCCAAAUUAUCCAAAAAAUUAUUCAAAUAAUAUUAUAUGUCGUUGGCAUUUAUAUCAUCGAAAUGCAUUUAUUCGUUUAUAUAUUAAUAAUUUUCAUACUGAAUUACAUUAUGAUACAUUAACAUUACAUCUUGGUCAAAAUUUAAAUAAUCGUGCAAUGAUUUUAUAUGAAUGGUCAGGUUAUGAUAUUGAUAAUAGAAAUUUAUUUAUUCGAAAUGAUAAUUUAUUUCUUAUAUUUAAUACGGAUAACUCAUAUAAUGCAUCUGGUUUUUCUCUUAAAUAUGAAGUUAUUGAAAAAGAAAUUUAUACUUGGAAUAUAUAUGAAGACAGUGGAAUAAUUCAUUCAAAAUAUUAUCCAAAAUUUUUACGAACAAAUAUUGAAUAUACAUGGAUUAUUCAUAUGAAUUCUUCAAAUGAAAUUAAAAUUAAUCUUAUUGAUAUAAAUCUUGAUUAUGAUUAUGAUUAUUUACAAAUUAUAACAGAUACUACUUAUCCAUUAAAUAUUCCAAAAUCUUUUCGAUUACAAACAAUAAAUGAAACAAAAUUAAUUCUUCGAACAAAACAUUCAAAUGAUGAUUAUCAAUAUCGUGGUUUUAAUUUAACAUAUCAAAAAUUAAAUCAAACUUCUAUUAAAGAAAAAAAUCAAUUAGAAAAUUUACCAUGUGGAAAAAUAUAUUCAUCAUUUAAUGGAACAAUUGAAUUUCAUUAUGAAAUUUUUACAUCAUUUGAUUGUUUAAUAUUAAUUGAAGUUGAUGAUGGACAAAAUAUUUUUUUACGUUUUGAUUAUUUAAAUUGGGAUAAUAAAGAAAAUUAUAUUGAUAUUGGUCUUUUUCAUGAUCCAAAUCAAUAUCAAAUUUAUCAUAUAUCAGAUACAUUACCAGGUACUUGGUUUAUUGCAAAUCAUAGUCAACUUUGGAUACGAUUUCAUUCCAGUCAAUUUUCAUUAGGAAUCUCUACAUUUCGUUUAUUUUAUUCUGAAACAAUUCAAUGGUCAACUAUUUCAUCCGAACCAUAUACACAAAUUUUAGAUGAUAAUAGAUUAUUUCCUUAUCGAUUAAUUAGUUUACCAACAAAUAGUAUUUAUCAUAAUUUAACACAAGCUUAUAUAUGGCAUAUCAAAGCAUUAGAUGAUGAAUGUAUUAAGAUUAUUUUCCAAUCUUUUGAAGUUGUUGAAGAUCGACGAUUAUGUUUUUAUGUAAAAGAUUUAUUUAAAACAAUACAAAUAUGUAAUAAUGAACAAUUUCCAUUUGUAUAUCAUCAUAUUGGAUCAUGUACAAUAUCUAUUGAACCAGAAUUUUCUUGGAUAUUAGUUAAAUAUAAUAUUCAAAUUGAAAAAUUUAAGAAAAUUACAAAGAUUAAUAAAAUAACUUUCAAAAAUGCUCAUAUGGUAUUAUUACCAUCGAUAAGAAUGCAUCCAUUUAUUCAUAUUGAAUGGUUAGUUUCUAUGGAUAAUAGUUCGAUAAUUAUUUUUGAUAUUGAAAAUUUCGAUAGAGAUACAACAGCUGAAUUAAUUAUUCGUCAAGAUGAAAAUAUUACGAAAACAUAUUUAUUAGAAAAAAUAUCAUUAAAUCGUUUUAGUCAUAUAUUAUUUACUUUAAAAUCUUCAUUUCAAAUUAUUUAUAAAUCAUUAUUAUUAUCGAUUGAUAAUCAAAAACGAUUAUUUCGUAUUAAUCUUCAUAAAAUAUCAAAAACAUAUUUUUAUUUUGGAGAUUUUCAUUAUAUUUCAUGGAAACAAAAUCAAUCGCAUUCUAUAUGGACUAUUGAUGGACAAUAUAAAAAUUCAACAUUUCUAGCAAAUUUAUUUUCUUCAAAUGAAAAUUUAUUACUUGAAACAACAGCAGAUGUUAAUCUUUCAAUGAAUAAUUCAUUAAUAUAUAUUCCUAGUUCAAAUUUUGAUAUUCGUUAUAAAUCACAGAAUGAAUCAAUUAAUUCAGAUUUUAUUUUAAUUCUUUAUGAACAAAAAGAAAAUAAAUCUAAUCAAAAUAUUAUCAUAAAUAAAACUUCAGACAUAAUUGAAACAAAUAAUUAUGCUUAUUAUAAUAUUGAUAUACAAUUAAAAAUUUUUGAUUUAAUUGAUUUUAUUAUAAUUAAUGCAGAUAAUGGUACACUUAUUCGUUUAUAUGAUUUAAACGUUAACCAUAGUGGAUAUUUUUUAUUGAAUUCAUCUUUGAUAAUAACAAAAGGAAUAACAUCACUUAUUGGUUUACGUUUUUCAAUUAGAAGUUUAAAAAUAAAAAUCGAAUUACAAUCAUUAACAAAAAAUUCAAUAAAAUUACGUUAUAAUAUUCGAACUUCAUCAAUUCAAAAUAAAAAUUUACAUCAUUGUUUCAUAAUCGACACAAACGUACACAAAAAUAAUAAAAGUCAAACGUAUAAUGAAUCAUGUUCUAACUGGUUUGAUCAUAUAUCAACGCCAAUGAAUAACACGAGAAUCACUCAUUUAUGGCCAUAUGCAUUUCGUGGUAGCGUAACAUUGAUUAUUGAAAAUACGACGAUUGAAAAUUUUGAGCAAACAAUUUACCGUAAUUUACGUCAAAGUAUAGCAAAAAUUAUACGUAAUUUUUGUUUAAAAUAUCAAGAACAUUGUUUAAGUGAAGAUAUAGAUUCGAUUAGAACUGAUCAUGUUAUUAUACAAAGUUAUGAAGAACAAUUAGAUAAUCAUCAUUUAUAUGUAUCAAUAUUUAUUAAAGACCCUUAUCGUCAAACAGUAGCUUUAACAAAUGAUCAAUUUUUACUAGCACUUAAAUACAAUCAACAAGAAAUUUAUCAAGAUAUAAAACAUCAUAUUAAUUUACCAUCCAACGUUUUAGAACAAAAUCCAUUAGAUUCAAUUUGGUUAUAUGGUGUUUGUUUACUUGCUUUAAUUGUGCUCAUUGUUGUUGUUCUUAUGUUAAUUACUAUUUUUAUGAGAAGAACAUCUCAAUCAACAAAGAAAAUUAAUAAAAAUAAACUUAAAAAAAAUAUUUCAACUAAAAAAGAUGAUAGUUUUUUAAUUUCAUGUCCAAUACAACAAUUAACUAAUGAAUAUGAUGAAAAUAAUUUAUCAUUAUGUAAUAAUAAUGAAACUCUUAGUUCACAAAAAUCAAAUGCAAAUUUUAUAGAAAAUAUAUCUCCACCAACAUCUUUUUAUCAUUAUCCAACAAAUCAUGCAUCAUAUUUUAAUAGUACUAUUGAAACAGCUAUGAAAGAACGUCUUGAUGACGAUGAUGAACCGAUACCAUUUAUUGAUGAUAAUCUUUCUGUUACACAUAGUAGAAAAAGUAGUGUUUGUUGGAGUGAUAAAACAAGUUUAAGUGGUCGAUUGAAUUUAACAUGGAAAUUAAAUAGACUACGUUCAACAUCACAAAAUCGUUCAACAUUAUCAAAUGAAAAAGAAAAACGACGAUAUCAUCAUCGAACUGUUCGAUACGCACAAUCAUCAUCACAAGAAAAUUAA
Rotaria sordida is the source of this 3978-nucleotide messenger RNA. The record is from the annotation of a GenBank genome assembly. Lineage: Eukaryota; Metazoa; Rotifera; Eurotatoria; Philodinida; Philodinidae.